AUGGACCACAACACGCAACAGCAGACCUUCACCAACGGAGCCGGCGCAGGAACAGCCCCUGGAACUGCCGGCUCUUCCAAGGCUCCCCUCGAAGCCGGCUUCAAGCCGCAGCAGAACAUGGUCGUCAUCCCUCCCAAGAAGGAGGACCUCCAGCCCAGCUAUGCUACCGUUGUCGGUGCUGACCCUAACCCCCGAGGAUGGUACGGCACCAUGAUCAACGCUCUCGGAGCUAUCGUUGGAACUAUGGGUGCUAUUCCUUGCUGCAUCGUCUGCCCUAACCCCUACAAGAGCGUGGGCCAGGGCAACGUUGGUCUUAUCACCAAGUUUGGCCGCUUCUACAAGGCUGUCGACCCCGGUCUGGUCAAGGUCAACCCGCUCAGCGAGCGCCUGAUCCAGGUCGAUGUCAAGAUUCAGAUUGUUGAGGUCCCCCAGCAGGUUUGCAUGACCAAGGACAAUGUCACUGUCCACCUCACCUCGGUCAUAUACUACCAUAUCGUCAGCCCCCACAAGGCCGCCUUCGGUAUCGCCAACGUUCGCCAGGCUCUGAUCGAGCGCACCCAGACCACCCUGCGACACGUCGUGGGAGCUCGCAUUCUGCAGGAUGUCAUUGAGCGACGAGAGGAGAUUGCGCAGUCGAUUGGCGAAAUCAUUGAGGAUGUUGCCGCUGGAUGGGGUGUCAAGGUGGAGAGCAUGCUCAUGAAGGACAUUGUCUUCAGCCAGGAGCUCCAGGAGUCCCUGUCCAUGGCCGCCCAGAGCAAGCGCAUUGGUGAGAGUAAGAUCAUUGCUGCCAAGGCAGAGGUCGAAUCCGCCAAGCUCAUGCGACAGGCUGCCGAUAUUCUGUCCUCGGCUCCUGCCAUGCAGAUCCGCUACCUCGAGGCUAUGCAAGCCAUGGCCAAGAGCGCCAACAGCAAGGUCAUCUUCCUGCCGGCUGCCAACCAGACGAUGCCCGGCAGUCCGGCGUUCAACGCCGCCAUGAACAAUGCCUCCCCAUACGACGGCGAGCACCAUGGCGAGUCGAGCACUUUUGGAGGUGGGGACCCAGGUUUCCAACAAGCCAUCAACGCUCGCAUCGUCGAGAACAUCUAA
This is a messenger RNA of Thyridium curvatum, 1086 nucleotides long. RefSeq lists its product as uncharacterized. Gene Ontology annotation, cellular component: plasma membrane. The record is from RefSeq and is a predicted model, not a curated record. The coding region runs from base 1 to 1086 and encodes 361 amino acids. Lineage: Eukaryota; Fungi; Ascomycota; Sordariomycetes; Thyridiales; Thyridiaceae. The transcript is spliced from 4 exons.